Molecule: messenger RNA, 6310 nt
Organism: Sceloporus undulatus (fence lizard)
Lineage: Eukaryota; Metazoa; Chordata; Lepidosauria; Squamata; Phrynosomatidae
Gene: SIK3
Product: SIK family kinase 3
Exons: 25
Coding region: 431-4246 (1271 amino acids)
Biological process (GO): intracellular signal transduction; protein phosphorylation; microtubule cytoskeleton organization
Cellular component (GO): cytoplasm
Molecular function (GO): ATP binding; protein serine/threonine kinase activity; tau-protein kinase activity
Source: RefSeq, a predicted model, not a curated record
CGGCGGCGGCGGAGGGAGCGGCGUGAGUGCGGCAGGUGCCCCCCCUCCGGCCCCCCGCCAGGCCCCGCCGUCCGCCUCUCAGCCGCCGCCUCCUCCUCCUGCUGCUGCUGCUGCAGCCUCGGCUCCUCCGUCGGCCCCGCAGCAGAGCCCUCCGCCGCCGCCGCCGUCUCAGCAGCAGCCGCCUCCUCAGUCUCAGCCGCCCCCGUCCUCCUCCUCCUCCUCGUCGUCGUCGUCCCUGGCCGUGAGAGCCCUUCCGGGCCCGGCGCGUAUCGGCCACUACGAAGUGGAGCGGACCAUCGGGAAGGGCAACUUCGCCGUCGUCAAGCUCGCCACGCACCUGGUCACCCGCGCAAAGGUUGCUAUAAAGAUCAUUGAUAAAACUCAGCUGGAUGAAGAGAACCUCAAGAAGAUAUUCAGGGAAGUUCAGAUUAUGAAGAUGCUCUGCCACCCACACAUCAUCCGAUUGUAUCAGGUUAUGGAGACGGAGCGGAUGAUUUAUCUGGUGACAGAAUAUGCAAGCGGAGGGGAAAUAUUUGAUCACUUGGUGGCCCAUGGACGCAUGGCUGAAAAGGAAGCACGGAAGAAGUUUAAGCAGAUCGUAGCAGCUGUGCAUUUCUGCCACUGUCGUAACAUCGUCCACAGAGAUUUGAAAGCAGAGAACUUGCUUCUGGAUGCAAAUCUGAAUAUCAAAAUUGCAGAUUUUGGAUUCAGUAACAAAUUCACACCUGGCCAGUUGCUGAAGACCUGGUGUGGAAGCCCACCAUAUGCGGCUCCUGAACUUUUUGAGGGGAAGGAGUAUGAUGGACCGAAGGUGGACAUUUGGAGCCUUGGCGUGGUGCUCUAUGUGCUGGUCUGUGGGGCCCUGCCUUUUGAUGGGAGUACACUGCAGAACCUGCGGGCAAGGGUGCUGAGUGGGAAGUUUCGCAUUCCAUUUUUCAUGUCCACAGAGUGUGAGCACUUGAUCCGCCACAUGUUGGUGCUGGAGCCAAGCAGGCGGCUCUCCAUGGAGCAGAUCUGCAAGCACAAGUGGAUGAAGCUUGGGGAGGUGGAUACUGAGUUUGACACGCUAAUAGCUGAGUGCCAGCACCUGAAGAUCGAGCGGCAGAUGGAGCCUGUGAAUGAAGACGUGCUGCUGGCCAUGGCAGAGAUGGGUCUGGAUAAGGAGCACACCCUGCAGUCAUUAAGGACAGAGGCAUACGAUCACUACAGUGCCAUCUACAGCCUACUCUGUGACCGCCAGAAGAGGCAUAAGAAUCUGCGCAUUUGCACUCAGCCUGGCCUGCCAAGGACCAUGACCUUCCCAGCAGUCACAGCUGCCAACAUCCAGGCAGAGCAAGGAGGCAACACAGUGAGCAUCAGUGUUCCCCAAGUGCAGCUCAUCAACCCGGAGAACCAAAUUGUGGAGACGGACGGAACCAUGAACCUGGAUUCAGAUGAAGGGGAAGAGCCAUCUCCUGAAGCCCUGGUCCGCUAUCUCUCCAUGAGGAGGCACACAGUGGGAGUGGCUGAUCCUCGCACUGAGGUGAUGGAAGAUCUUCAGAAGCUACUGCCAGGCUUCCCUCGUGUUGCACCACAGGCCCCCUUCCUGCAGGUGGCACCAAACAUGAACAUGGCAGCCAACAUGCUGCCCAUGCAUCACCUCCAGCCGACGGGCCAGUUGGAGUACAAGGAGCAGUCAUUGUUGCAGCCCCCGACUCUGCAGUUGUUGAAUGGAAUGGGACCCCUUGGACGGAGGGCAUCAGAUGGAGGAGCCAACAUCCAGUUGCAUGCCCAGCAGCUCUUGAAGCGUCCCCGGGGCCCUUCUCCACUCGUUACCAUGACACCAGCAGUGCCCGCCGUGACCCCUGUGGAUGAGGAGAGUUCAGACGGAGAGCCAGACCAGGAGGCUGUGCAGAGAUACUUGGCCAAUAGGUCAAAAAGGCACACCCUGGCAAUGACCAACCCCACCGCGGAAAUCCCACCCGACUUGCAGAGGCAGCUAGGACAGCAGCCCUUCCGCUCCCGGGCAUCACACCUGGCACCCGAUCAGCACCGCUAUGUCUACAAGGACUCCAAUACUCUGCAUCUUCCCACGGAGCGUUUCUCCCCAGUUCGCCGUUUCUCUGAUGGGGCUGCCAGCAUCCAGGCAUUCAAGGCCCAGUUGGAGAAGAUGGGCAACCACAGCAGCAUUAAGCAGCUCCAGCAGGAGUGUGAACAGCUCCAGAAGAUGUACGGGGGCCACAUGGAUGAGCGGACCCUGGAGAAGACACAACAGCAGCACAUCUUGUACCAGCAGGAACAGCAUCACCAGAUCCUUCAGCAGCAGAUCCAGGACUGUGUCUGCCCUCCUCAGCCCUCUCCACCCCUCCAAGCUCCAGGGGAAAACCAGCCUGCUCUGCUUACCCACCAGCUCCAGAGGUUACGGAUACAGCCAUCCAGUCCACCUCCAAACCAUCCCAGCAACCAUCUCUUCAGGCAGGCAGACAGCAGCCCUCCUCCCACCAGCGGCAGUGUGCACCAGAGCCAUGGUGGUGCCUCCCAGUCACUGUUCCAAGGGAUGCCUUCUCAUGGUGCCAUCUUCCCGCAGUCGGGCAGUUGCUCUCCUCCCCCCAACUUGGGUCUCUCCUGCCUGGGCAUGCAGCAGCCAGGGCAGGGGCAGCAGGUCGCCAUGCAGGUGCAGGAGCCCGCAGACAUGAUGGGCAGCAGCCUCCUGCAGGCCGGACGGGGCAUGCCCAUCAAUCCCAGUGCCAACCAGUUGCAGAUGCACCACCGUGCCAGCUUGAUGGCCUCCCUUGCCUAUGGACCCAGGCCUCUCUCCAAGCAGCUCAGCGCCGAUGGCACGGAGCCACACAGGUAUCCCUCCACUGGCUACGACCAGGUGCACGCACAUCCCCACCUGUUUCCAGAGCAGGCCCGGGUCUCUCCCAGCAGCUAUGGCCCGGCCACGGGGUUCCCCCCCGUGCAGGCAUUGAAAGUCCCAGCGAUGGAGCAGUUUCCUGCCUUUUCCCAGAGUACUCAGCAGCAGCAGCAGCACUACGCCACCUCAGCCCUCCAUCAGGCCCUGCUGUCCCCGACGCCGACUGACUACACCCGGCACCAGCAAGUCCCACACAUCCUACAGGGCCUGCUCUCACCCCGACACUCGCUCACAGGCCACGCAGACCUGCGGCUGCCCCAGGUGGAGGUUGCCCAGCUGAUGAAGCGGCGGCAGCAGCAGCAGCAGGAGCUCCAAGAACUGAUCCGGCACAUGAGCCACGGGGAGGGUGGACACCAUGUGGUCGCCGGCAUGGCUCAGAAACUGUCAGAGCGCCACUCUCUCUCUUUGCCUUAUCAAAAUGCUGACUCCUACCAUCCCCACCAUGCUCACCACCCCCACCACACCAGCCCCCAGCACCUCCUGAAAGUGCGAGAACACGAUUGUAUCCAGCAGGUGGCGGCCCAUGGGUAUGCCCCCACGCCCGCCCUGGUCCACUCUGAGAGCAUGGAAGAGGAGGACGAGGAGGCAGCGGUGGCAGUAGCAGUAGACUGCCUGUGCGACGGGGACAGGGACAACUUUCCAGGCAGUAAGACCAAAGGUGGCCAUCACCAUCAUCACCACCAUGACCCCCGGCUGCUCUUAAGCAUUGGCGGCCAGGGGGAUCUGGAUGCUUUUUAUGGGACCGCUAAACAUGAGCAAGAACUGGGGCCCCAUCCAUAUCGACACCAGCACAUGGCAGCUGCCUUCAGUCGGAAUGAGGCACCCUGCCGAGAUGCCAUGGCCAGGCACUCGCCCAGGCAGGUGGAGAUGACAGACGCGGAGGCACUGGGGGCGUACUCGGCCAGGGCUGUCCCUGGACCCCACCACAGAUCCCGGCCUCUGCAGAGACACCACACCAUUCAGGGCAGCGAGGAUGCCUACGUGCAGUUGGACACCCUGCCUGGCAUGAGCCUCAUGGCAGGGAAGGCGCUCAGUUCCGCCCGCAUGUCUGACGCUGUGCUCAGCCAGUCAUCCUUGAUGGGCAGCCAACCUCUCCAUGAUGGGGAGAGGGAAGGUGAGCGGUGGGCACCCUCCAGGCAUGGAACAGGCAGAGUGGCACCUUCAAUGGGCCUUAAUCCAGGCUUGGAAAGAGACUAUGAGGAUAAUUUGGAAGGAGAGGAACACCCAGCGCUAGGGGACAGCAGCCAGCACCUGAAUGCCUCUUGUUACCCCUCCACGUGCAUUACGGAUGUCCUCCUGAGUUACAAGCAUCCAGAGGUUCCCUUUGGGAUGGAGCAAGCUGGGGUCUAAAGACCUGGUGGGCUACAGUAAGGGUAUGUACAGCUUUGGAAGAAAAAGGUCCAUUUCAAAACCAACAGUAUCUUGCAGCAUUGCGCCAAAUGGCCGUAGCGUUUCUCCUGGAUGGAAAUUUUACAAUGGCGAUGGCAGCGGCAGCUUCUCCUACUCCUCUUCCUCAGUUCAACAGUGUACUUGUUCCUUUUGGAUGUUCAUUAUUACCAUAUUCACCUGUGAUACCAGCUGUUCGCAGAGAGCCGGAGAGCCCAUUAGGCGGGUUCUCUGGGGAGCUGGAUUGAAGCGGCACCAGCUGCCCCAUUGCAGGGGCUCAUCCUGGCCUGGGGAAGGUGGCGGCGAGGAGCCCUGGCCAUCCGCCAGCAAUAAGCAGACGCUUGGGACGUAUUUCCCCCGCACAGCGACACAGCUGGACCAGGGGUAUAGUGUGGUGGAGAGGCUGGGGGCAGUAUUUGUGGGGAGCAUGGGGGCUGAACCUCAAAGUCACAGCGGCCUUCCUUGCCUCGCUCUCUGCCCCCUCCCCUGGUGGCAAUUUGGACUCCCCCCCCCCAGCAGUGGUGCAAUAUUGCUUUUGUGUGUCUCUUUAAUUUGUGCGUCUCAUUUCUGUUUUUAAAGCUUAAAAUCAUUGUGCUGCAGAGUUCUCUCUCUUCCCCUCCCCUCCUUCUUUUUGUACAUCUUUUCCUGUCAAAUACACAUCUCAACACCCCUCAACCCCCAGCUUUUUUCUUUUUCUUUCUUAGAUCAACCGUGUGAGAACCAGCUUUCCUCUUUUAACUUGCUUCCCUUCAGAUCAUGUAGGAAUUUGCUUUUGGUAAAUGUUCUGUUGUUGUUAUUGUUAUUAUUAUUGAUAUUAAUAUUAUUAAUAAAUUAAUUGUUAAGAGAAGACCGCAAGCCCUCCUCCCUCCCUCCCACCCGCUUGACUGCUUCCUCCCCCCCAAAUGUUCCGCUGCCCUCCCAGUAUUGACUUUUCUCUGGCCGACCCCUGGGAGCGUUGACCCUCCCGCCAAGGCCUCCCAGAGACCUCUCUGUCCACUCCUGGGGGAACCUUAUUUUCUGCGACUGACCCAAGAUUUGGGGUGGGGGCUUUGUGGCGGGGGGUAAGGAUCUUGUCAUCUUUUCUGCCUUUGGACCUUUUGAAAACGCUACCAUAGAAAAUUCCUAUGACUGACUCUUUUUGGAAUAAUUUUUUAAAGGAAAUAUAUAUAGAUAUAUAGAUAUAUAUAGAUAGAUAUAUACACCUCUCUCAAUGCAGCCCUCCUGAAUUUGCACAGAAGAAGUGUGAGACCAGCAUGGCCUAGGUUCUUUUGCUCUCGCCAUCUUCCUCCUCCUCCUGCUCCCCAUUGCCUCCGCCGUGGCUUCCGUGGCAUCUGGAGAUGAAGCAGUCCCAAGUGGGGCAGGGGCUGGUUCUGAAGCCACUUAACUGCCCCAGGCUGUGGCUGGCUUGUGCCUGGACCUCCAUGCUGGCAUUACCGGUCCCUUGCCAGGGAAGCCUGAGGGCAGAGGGGACAGUGCUGGUCUUAGUGGGCUCCCCACUUGUCCCUCCAGUGGGAAGGGACCCAAAGGCACUCAGAGGGACCCCGCCAGCAUGGCCUUGGACGACUCUUCCUUUGGUUUGUGUCCCCCUUCCCCUCCGCUUCUGUUUACAUGAUCCUGGGAGCCAAUGACAGCGGCUGUUCUCCAGAGCCCUGCAAAACAAGCCACCAGGUGACUGGCCCAGCCACCCUCUUUUGCAGUAUCACACUUUUUAUUUUUGUGGGUUUUUAAAAAAUCAUUGCUUUGUAUUGUAGUAAUCAAUACUCGCAGUAUAUGUUGAAUGUAUGAUAUACUUUGCUAUUAUUUCUGUUAUUGGGAAAUGUCCAAAGUAUUCCCUCCACCCCUCAUUUCUGUCGGACUGAAAACAAGAAUCCACAUAACAAAAACUCCUCCAGAUCUUCAGCAAACUCUUAGUUCAGGUUUUUGUUUUGUUAUGUUUUUUUUUUGCAAGGGGGUGUGUGUGUGUUCAUUUGCAACUAGUAACUUAGUUGGACGUGGGAUCAUGACAAAUAAACCCAUGAUUAUGGUUGA